AUGAAUCAAGGAUUAACCAUUAGUCAAGAGAUUGCUGUUCAACCAGCCAAGACAGCCGUAUACUUUACCAGCGAGGAUAGUAAUAGCUUGCAUGCACUGUUGGAGCAAAACACAUUCAAGCAACAAGCACAAGAGGUCAAGGCAAUCCUCCAAAACGAGCGUCUGCUCGAGGCAUCACGUGUCGACCCCGAAGUCGACUGGUUCUACUGCAAGUUGGGUAUCGACAGCAACUACUUUGAGUCUACACCAGCUGUUGUCAUUGCCCGUCACAUCCUUUCGUUGUACGCCGCCAAGAUGGUCAGUCACGCCACCGGCGCCAAACUCGAGGUACAAUUGCAAAGCAAGACCGAGGGUAGUGCCACCUUUAUCUCACCAUCCAACCCGGGCAAACGUGACUCUCCAGCCAUGUUGAUCGAGCAGUACAUCGAGUCACAGUACUUUGGCGAAGGGUAUCAUGACGAGACCCCACAACAACAAGCACCCGUCACUUUUGCCACUACUCUCAACUCGCCCAAACCACCUGCUUCCCUGCCACCCCACGGAUACCGUCUUGCAUGUUACCGUACCACCGGUACCGUGUCGAGUCAGUCUCCCGUCCACCUCCGUCUCUACUACCUCACCAAACCCAUCUUCCCACAAUCCGAGACACCCGUCUCGACCACCGAAGCCGAUCUCGCCAAGAUUGGAGAUCUCCAGUUCCUCGAGCGUUCCUCAGAGGCCACCAAAAAGAUCUACCAAGAGGUCAUGAACGAGGUCGUCCACAAGCUCGGCCCAGUCAUCAAGCACUACCCCUACCAAACCAACGGCUCGCGUCUCGUCGUUGCCUACCGUCGUGGAUCCACCCACUCCUACUGGUCUGCCAUCUCUGAGCUCUACCACUACCACCAAAUGUACGCCACCCACAAGUACGUCGAACAAUUCUCCAAUGGUAUCGUCAUCUAUUCCAUCUAUCUCCGUCCCCUCAAGCCUGAAGUUGACAUCAACACCCUUAUUGGAAAGAUUGCUGAACAAGCAUCAAUUGUAUAUGUAUUACCAAGAACAUCACUUACAUCAUUAUUCUUGUCACAUCAAUUAUCAUUCCCAGAGGUUACUUAUGCAUAUGUUGGAUGGAAGUUUGCCUACCAAUUUUUGAAUCGUUAUGCAACAGAGUAUAGUGCAUUGGCACAGGCUAUUGGCGACGAUUCGACCAAGCAGUCAAUGUUGGCCCAACUCAAGACACGUCUCUCCAAGGACACCUUUACUGAGGGUCGUGUACGUGACGCCAUCAUGCAAUACCCAGAGUUGAUCCGUCAGUUGUAUGGUGACUUUGAAAAGUUCCAUUUCAAGGGUACCAAGGGAGGUGCUAGCAAGUACGACGUUGAGCACGGUGCCGACAUUAUCCACACGAUCAAACGUACCGUCAACAACGAGUUGGACGCCCAAAUCUUUACCGCCAUCCUCCAAUUCAACCGUCAUUUGCUCAAGACCAACUUUUACAAGACCACCAAGACUGCCCUUGUCUUCCGUCUCGACCCAGGAUUCCUCUCCAAGCAAGAAUACCAAAACACCCCAUUCGCAGUGUUCUUUGUCGUCGGUUCCGAGUUCCGUGGUUUCCACAUUCGUUUCCGUGAUAUUGCACGUGGUGGUAUCCGUGUGAUCCGUUCGCAAAACAUGACUCAAUACGAUCACAACAGCAGCUCGUUGUUUGACGAGAAUUACAAUCUUGCAUCGACCCAGCAGUCCAAGAACAAGGACAUUGCCGAAGGUGGCAGCAAGGGCACCGUGCUCCUGUCGGCCGACCAUCAGUCCAAGGCCGAGGUCGCCUUCCGCAAGUACAUUGACGCGUUGGUCGACGUGUUGUUGCCCAACGACGAGAUUGUCGAUCAUUUUGGUCGUGAGGAGAUCCUCUUCCUCGGACCAGACGAAGGUACUGCCGACUUUAUGAACUGGGCAUCUGAGCAUGCCAAGCAACGUGGUGCACAUUUCUGGAAGGCCUUUACCACCGGCAAGAGUCUGUCCAAGGGUGGUAUCCCACACGAUCUCUACGGUAUGACUACUCGUUCCAUCCAUCAAUAUGUACUUGGUACACUCGCCAAGCUCGGCCGUGACGAGAGCGCCUGCACCAAGUUCCAAACGGGUGGUCCAGACGGUGACCUCGGAUCCAACGAAAUCAAGAUAUCCAAGGACAAGACGAUCGGCAUUGUCGACGGGUCCGGAGUACUCUACGAUCCAGUCGGUUUGGACCGUGCAGAGAUCACUCGUCUUGCCGGCAAGCGUCAGAUGGGCCGUUACUUUGACAAGUCCAAGUUGUCGGCCCAAGGCUUCUUUGUCGACGUUCAAGACAACGACGUCAAGUUGCCCAGCGGCGAGAUUGUCGAGAGUGGCUUAAUCUUCCGUAACAACUUCCAUCUCAACCCAUUGUCGUCGGCCGAUAUCUUUGUGCCAUGCGGCGGUCGUCCCGAGUCGGUCCAACUCGUCAACGUCAACACGUUGUUCACCAACAGCGGCGAAUCACGUUUCCCAAUCAUCGUCGAGGGUGCCAACCUCUUCUUUACGCAAAAGGCCCGUCUCAUGCUCGAAGAAAAGGGCGCCAUCAUUUUCAAGGACGCCUCGGCCAACAAGGGAGGUGUCACCUCGUCUUCGCUCGAGGUGCUCUCUGCGCUCGCACUCAACGACGACGAGUUCAAGGAACACAUGUGUGUCAAGGACGGCCAAGAGGCCCCCGCCUUUUACCAAGCCUACAUCAAGGACGUGCACCACACCAUCGAAGAGAAUGCCCGUCUCGAGUUCCAGUGUAUCUGGGCCGAGCAUGAAAAGACAAAGACCUCGCGUUGCAUCCUCUCGGAUCUCAUCUCCAACAAGAUCAACCACCUCAACGACGCCAUCCAAGACUCGCCACUCUGGGACAACCAGUCGCUCAAGAAGCGUAUCAUCUCAGAGGCCUGUCCCAAGGUUCUCUUGAAUCUCUUGGGUGUCGACAAGAUCAUCGAGCGUGUCCCCGUCCCAUACGUCAAGGCCAUCUUUGGCAGCUACCUCGCCUCUCGUUUCGUCUAUGAAUGUGGUUUGUCCAAUUCUGAAUUUGCUUUUUAUACCUUUAUUCAAAAAUUACUCUAA
Cavenderia fasciculata is the source of this 3093-nucleotide messenger RNA. It is a transcript of the gene glud2, whose product is annotated as NAD+ dependent glutamate dehydrogenase. Gene Ontology annotation, molecular function: L-glutamate dehydrogenase (NAD+) activity. The transcript has 2 exons. The record is from RefSeq and is a predicted model, not a curated record. Gene Ontology annotation, cellular component: mitochondrion. Lineage: Eukaryota; Evosea; Eumycetozoa; Acytosteliales; Cavenderiaceae. Bases 1 to 3093 code for a protein of 1030 amino acids.